AUGGCAUCACGUUUCAUUUGCAAAAGUCAAUUCUUGAAGCAAUCACCCAUUCGUCAAUUCUCUCGCUCAUUUGCUUCAGAGACAAAACAAUCAACUGAGAAAUUCUCUCAAGAAUCUUUUGGAACGAAUGCCUGGAGAAACACCUUGAUUGCUGUUGUUGGCCUUGCUGCAUGGUAUAGAAUCGAUCAGCAUGUGACUCAAUCUGGCGAUGAAAAGCACCCCUUUACAAAGUGGAUUGAAUAUCACAUGACCAGCUCUGAAGAAAAAGACAACCUUAAUGCUGCUAAAUUAGCUGCAGCUGAAGCAGUUGCUGAAUACAAAUUAUUUUACCAAGACGCACAACGUCCUCCCAUCUAUCGUAUGAGAUAUCCUGAAUCCUUUGAACGCGCCAGCCCUCGUGGACUUACCGCUGGUAACCAGGUUGAUUUAUCUGACCUCAAGAUUAGACAAGAUUAA
Messenger RNA from Rhizopus microsporus ATCC 52813, 456 nucleotides. RefSeq lists its product as uncharacterized. The coding region runs from base 1 to 456 and encodes 151 amino acids. The record is from RefSeq and is a predicted model, not a curated record. NCBI's taxonomy places the organism in Eukaryota, Fungi, Mucoromycota, Mucoromycetes, Mucorales, Rhizopodaceae. The transcript has 5 exons. Gene Ontology annotation, cellular component: mitochondrion.